AUGGUUAAAGCAGUUGCUGUACUCAGAGGAGAUUCAAACGUUAGCGGAGUCGUUAGAUUCGAACAAACUUCCGAAUCAGAACCAACUAAAGUCACGUAUGAGAUUUCCGGUAAUGACCCCAAUGCUCAACGAGGAUUCCACGUUCAUGCAUUUGGUGACAACACCAAUGGAUGCACCUCAGCUGGUCCUCAUUUCAACCCAUUUAGUAAGACCCAUGGUGGGCCAGAUGAUCAAGAAAGACAUGUUGGUGAUUUAGGUAAUGUUGCUACUGAUUCUCAAGGUGUUGCCAAGGGAACCAAACUGGAUUCAUUGCUUAAAUUGAUUGGUGCAAAUAGCAUUCUUGGUAGAACCGUCGUUAUUCAUGCUGGUACUGAUGAUUAUGGUAAAGGUGGUUUUGAGGAUUCAAAAACCACUGGACACGCCGGUGCUAGACCAGCUUGUGGUGUUAUUGGAUUGUCAGAGUAA
This is a messenger RNA of Lodderomyces parapsilosis, 465 nucleotides long. RefSeq lists its product as uncharacterized. Lineage: Eukaryota; Fungi; Ascomycota; Pichiomycetes; Serinales; Debaryomycetaceae. The coding region runs from base 1 to 465 and encodes 154 amino acids. The record is from RefSeq and is a predicted model, not a curated record. The transcript is spliced from 2 exons. Gene Ontology annotation, molecular function: copper ion binding; superoxide dismutase activity. Gene Ontology annotation, biological process: removal of superoxide radicals.